CUUCAGUACCACCGAAGCUCUGCCUCAGACCAAAUUACAUAUCUCAGAGCAGACCAAAAGACAAAGGAAAGAACGGAGAGAUCGUCAUCAGAACUAGUCUUCCGAGCACCACAACUAGCAGAGGCGAAACUAGACAAUUUAUCUAGUGGGUGCACUGUCAUUAAUUAAAAAGAAAAGGUGGAGAAAAAGAAAUCGAACUCGGAUUACUAUGGGUGCACAACCUCACUUUUCCAUCUGAACCAACAGAUUUUCUAUCUUUUGGUUAGCAAAAUUUAAACUAUAUAUAAUAAGUACGGGUGUCCAUAGUGUGUAGCCUGGCUUCGCCCCUGACAACUAGUCACCUAGACCUUAAGCCUCGUGCAUGCAGUACCGCCAAAUAAUCGAGAAACCAUCACAACGGUUAUUUGAUCAAAAGACCUCGUCCGAAGAUAAAAAAAUUUGCUAGGAGAAAAAUAGAUAGAGGUGAAGUGAUUUUCACGUCGCCGCAGCCACUAGAAAGGUGAGUGUUUUUUUCUCUCCACUCAUUUUAUUUUUGAUUCGUAAAGAUUUAAAAUUUAAGAAGAACAAUUAUAAAGAUGGAUGUUAAACAGAAAAAUAGAUAGUAUAGUUUAGAUAAUAUUGUUCUCGAGAAACAUUGGUUGAAUAAUGAUACUUUAUUUAGGUACUUCUGAUGGAAAUAUAUUUAAAAGUUUGGGCAUUCGCUUGAUAUACAACUUGCACCUGAUCUGAGAUAACAUAUUGAAACUGUGCAGCCAGUUUGUCAAGGUUUUCUUGCUUGAUACCCAUUUCCCCUCUUUAUUCCAUGUACCAUUCGUUUACGUAGUCACUUGUCACUAAACUUUAACGUUUCCUGUGAAUAGUCUUUUGUACGUGCCAUUAUCCUAGAAUCACAUUUUUAGUCUUCAUAAUACAAAAAUCGAAGUUUAGUUUACAAAAAAAAAAACUAAAAUCGAAGUGUCUAUAGAUUUUGAGUAGAGACUAUGUCCAUUAAUUACCCUAAAUUUGCGGAGUUUGGGACAUUGUUUCACUCCAAAAAAAAACUACUCUCCACUAACAUGAUUGAUUAUUCGUUACAUGCAUGUCUUAUAGCCUGUUGUUACAUACAACAUCGUCUUUGAAAAAUUUUUAGCAAAAAAAAAAAACAUCGUCUUUGAAUUGAUUUAUCCACCUACCAGACUACCAUUCUCAUGAUCCUAUUCCCUGAUAAAUAAAUGUUCACAAAACGAAGUGAAAAACUUUUGUUUAGCAGCACAUAAAGUGCGGAAUUUGUCUUUACAAAAAUGAUAAACUAGAAUUUCGUCGCUUGGUGAUAAUCAGAAGCCUUACGUACAAAAUAGGAAGGAACAUGUUCUUAGUUAAAAAAAAAGUCAUUCAAAUAUAGAAAUUUAUUCUACAUUAUAAGAGGAUUCUGUGGUCUGUUUUAUUUUCACACGUGUGUACAAAAGUAUAACCUUUUGUCUUUCUUUCCAUUCAUUUAUACACUAAUUCAUAAUUAUAGAUAUAAAAUAUGUACAAUUUGUAUUUGGAUAGGUACCUUAAAUCCGAUUUUUUAAACCCAGUGUUCUAAAAAUCGUUUAUGCAGAAAAUUGGCAUAGCCGAAAUGAUUUCUAGACACAUUCAAAAAUCGGUCUAUGUGUCUUUCUAAUCAAUAAUCUCCUAUAAAGUGUUUAAUUAUUGCAACGUGUCUAGUGAGAAGUUCAUAGAGAGUUUUUUGAGAUUAGAAAAAUAAAAUAAAAAAAAGAUAUGAAAGAGAGAAGACAUAAGGUUCUAAAAUAAAACAUUAAAAACCCCACUGAACCCCCACCCCAAAUAAGGCAAAAGUCUUCUCCUUGUUGAUUUAUUUUUUAAUCAAAAAUAUUAAGACAAAAAUAUUAAGACAAAAUUCUGAAAAACUCUGUGACGCUUAAAUUGAGCCAUUUGCAAGAAAAAUAUACAAUAACUGAAAAUUUUGCAAAAAUGGAAAAAUCCAAGAAAACAUGGUUGUCAGAGAUUUUGUCUGCAAGUAUUUUACCAUUUGCCCUUUUCAUUAAUCAAGUAGUAUAAAUAUUUAUAUAAAGAACCAACAUGUAUUAUAUAUAUAUACACGUAAUGAUAUAUAUAUAUAUAUUGAGAAAAUAUUUUUAUAAACGGAAAAAUACUUAUAUUUAUUUAGAUGUAAUGUCUUCACCUCUAAGCUUUAAUUUGUUGUUCUGUCGUCGUGUUUCUUCCGAUCACUGGUAUUCUUAUGAUCAGUUUAUCUUUUCGCAUGUUUCCGUCUCACCGCUGUGACCACAUCUCCGCCGCACCAUAGUGGUACCGUGUCCACGUUUUUUCUUCUCGCUGCCGUCACAUCUCCAUCGUUUGAUCGUGGGCACACAAGAUGAGGCUUAGGCCGAGAGGAUUGAAUCGAGUAGAAUGGUCUUCAGUAAGCGAUCAGUUUGCACAUCUUGGGCUGGAUCGGGUGAUACGGUUUGAGCAUGAUGAAUCGAGCGGUUGGAUCUUCUCAAUUCGAUCGAUGCAAGUUCACGGCAUGGAUCCAUUUUUGUUGUUUUUGCAAACUAGCCCCUGCAAUUUUGCAUAUUUCUGUGAUUAUUUUUCUUGAUUUAAUUAGUAUUGUUAUAUUCUGAUUUAUCUGGAUACUUUACAAUUUAGCUGGUAUUUAAUUUAUAUUUACCGGCUAUUUUGAUCAGUUAAUGGUUGUUAUUUGUAUCAAAUCGAAACAAAAAAAAUAAUCUCUCUAAUAAAUCACAAAACAUAUGAUUAGAUUUACAUGUUCGGCUAAACAUAAAAUUAACUUAUUAACAAAUCACAAUACAAAUGAUUAAAAUUAGAUGUUUAGCCGGUUAACAUUGUACUUGAAUUGUUUUUGUUAUUGUUAGCCGGUAAUAUAUACUAAUUGUCCCGGCAUUGUUACAGUUAGCCGGUAAUAUAUACUAAUUAUCUUGACAUUGUUAUAGUUAGCCGGUAAUAUAUAUUAAUUAAUAUUGUAAUUUGUGAAAUAGCCGGUUAAGAUUUUACUUGACUUUUUUGGUUAUAUUUAGCCAGUAAUAUACAUUAGUUAUCUCAAUAUGGUAACUUGAAUUGUAACACUGAAACAUCUAAGACUAUGAGAACCAUUCGGGAAAUUCUUCAAGGGUUUGAAAUGUAUAAUUUGAAAGUCUGGAGCGAUUCGUGAAGCUUUUUGUACACUUGGAAAUAUUGGGGCCAACUCAAGAAUAUCCAAAGAUGGAAGGCUUGUGUUGGAAAACAGAAAAAAAUCACCAUUCUUGCUCGAUCUCUUCCGUAACAAGACAGAGACGGCGAGGAUGAGCAUGACGGCGACGCUUGAAUCUGAGCAUGACGACCUCAGCAGAUAAACACGGCGGAGAUGAUCCGGUGACUCAUGAUAGACUCGAUGAUUUGCGGCGGAGAAGAGGUAGCUUGAGGUAAAGACGUUCAAGGUGGCUUUGUUUUUAUUGGACGACAGAGAUGAACAGGAAAAAAUAUGAAAAGAAAAUGAGAUUGAGAAAGAUUAUAGAUGGUGACGACAAGAAACCAAAGAAAUUGAGAGAGAUGAGAGAUUUUCUGGACGGAAAAACCAAAGAGAUAGAAAGAGAUGAAAUAGUUUAUUUCAAAAAGAAAAAUGUAUUGAUUGUAGUGGUUAGGGUAGUCUCUCUCUCCUCAUACGUGAUAAUGGAAUAUAACGAUUUGCAAAUGUAUUAUAUCUUAGGUUGCAAUGCAAGAGACUUAAGGAUAGAAUGGACAUUAAAAAAAUACACAUCAUCUGAAAAGUCAAAGUUCCGUCUGUGCAAAUAUGGAAGUUAUGUUUGUAUAGGAGUCCUAAUUUCUCUAAAUUAGAAAAAUCGUUGUAAUGAGAGUUAAAUAUUCAAAAAAUGAGUAGAAUUGAAUGUGGAAAUUCGUCUGUGGGUAAGAACUACUAACUCCGCUAGUUAGUGCUUUAACCAUUAUGAAGGUUUGUUGAAAGAUGAAAAGAGAGGAGUUGGAACUCUCUUUUCCUUCUCAUUCCCGUUUUCAUCUUUUUCAUUUCUUUUUAUUUAUAGGGAAGAGCUGUGAUUCGCACUCCAAGAGUUGGUUUUACCCUCAUGGCUUUCCUUUUACUCGUGCAACAUAGGCUGCAUGAGACUGUCUUUUUGUGUCAAUCUUUCCUUAGAGAUUAAACAAUCUAUGAAUGGGACCUAGUUUUGGCCACACAUCAAAUCCACACAAAAUAUGGUUCCGCGAGAUAAAGUGUAGUUUGCUGUCCGUUCCUCCAUAAAAGCUCCUGACGCGUAAGUGUUAGGCCACCUAAGUUAGAAACAAAAAUAUGGACCACAAUUUUGAAAAUUAUAUGUAAUUAAGAUGGUUAAGUUAGAAAAGAAAACAAUUUUCUUAUCCCUACUUAAAUGUAUUGUUUGUGCAUUUUGUUUUAAUGAAUAAUUUUCCUUCUGAUUUAAAAGUUUUAAAAAAAACUUUUAGUUUUGAUAUAGUUCUACAAUUGUAAUGGCACAUUUAUUUUUAAAAGCUUUAGGCCUCCUAAUUUGGGACGGCAUGCGUAAGGAGAGAGGACUGGUUUAUAACCGCGAGAAAUGACAUGAUCAUUUCCAAACUAUUUUCAAAAAAAAAAUAAAUAAGAAUAUGAUCAUUUCCAAACGCCAAAUAAUAGUGAAGUGGAUAAGUGGAGGAGAUACUACUGUAGGAGGAGAAACACAUUUCUGUUUUGUCCAAAGCUAAUGGGAAGGUAGAUCAUGUAGUCAGUAUGGUGGUCCUAGGCUUGGUACCAGUCACUUGUUCAUUGACGAUAAUAAUUUAGUUUAUGCGAGCUUUCUUAAGAUUUAACUUCACGUUCAGGAAUCAUAUACGGAUCCGACAUGUGAACAUAAUAUAUGUUGUAUUUGUCAGUGUGGAUUUUCCCUUCUAUAAAUAAAAAACUUCGAUUUUUGGUGUCUGCUUGAUGAAGCAUUAUCGGCGUCGUGAGCGAUAAUGCAAACCAUAUCUGAAAUAGUGGGUAAUAAAAAAAUAGGGGCAUUCCGAGAAUUGAACUCGGGACCUCUCGCACCCUAAGCGAGAAUCAUACCACUAGACCAAAUGCCCUUUUUGAUAGGUGGCUCAUCUAAUUGUUCAUCGUGCCGUACGUAUGUUAUAUUUGACUAUGUGACCUCCUAAAGUUUCAGGGAAGAAAAGUCUUUAUCAUUCCAAACACAAUAACUAGUUUGGUAAAGACAGUUCAUGGACAGUGAUGGACUGGUACAGAUUCUUAGCCUUUUCAUACACUACCGAAUGGGAUAGUUACUCUAAAGCUGGAGUAUGAGAGGUUGGUAGUCUUGUUAUCCAAUAAGAGAUUGCUAUAUAUUUUUUGUCAAACAAAGCUUUUUGUCUUGUCUCAGACUCUAAUGCAUGUCUCCUUCUGAAUUGUGUACCUUGUCUCGGAGACUCGGACGCGGUUAACUAUUCCAUUCGGUUAAGUAAUUAUUUCAUUCGCCAACUCCAAAGAAAUAAUAAUACCAAACCAGAUGAACCGGUAAUAACUACUUUCCCAAAUCUUAACCGCCGCUGCAUCAAAAUUCAAAAGUACAUAGUGUUGACGCACGGACAUCUCGUGUCUCUUCGACAUAUAUUAUUGUCUGAACUUCUUCCAAUCACCAAUGACGAAAGAGAAGAAAAAGGAUAAUGUCAGAUAUAUGGAUGUCGAGUUCAACAUAUCGAUGCAUUGCAACGAAUGUGAGAGAAAAAUCGCCAGAGUUAUCUCUAAAUUCAAAGGAGUUGAAACAUUUACGACGGAUAUGAAUGGUCACAAGGUUGUGGUCACGGGAAGGCUUGAUCCUAAGAAGUUGUUGAAGAAACUCAAGAAGAAGACGGGCAAGAGAGUGAAGAUUGUAGCGAAGGAUGAUAAAGAUGACGAAUCUAGUAAGUACGCCGAGGACGAAAACGUUCUCGUGAUUGAUAUGGAACUGAUCGGUUUAGGAGAUGAGCCGGUCCUUGGGUAUAAUGAUAGGGAGUUAGAGAAGUUUAUGUGGUUUAGCGAUGAGAAUCCAAAAUCCAUAUGUUGUAUCUCUUAACGUAGUUGAAACUAUAAAUAAUUACACACAAAAACAUUCUUAGAAUAUGGAACGAAUUGGUUUGGAGAAAGUGUAAUAAGUUCUUUUACGUUAACUUCUUUGUUGGGAUGUUACAAACCGGUUAAGUCAAAAGCCGGUCCAAUUCAUGGCUUCAAGAAGACUAUUACGUUAAAGUCUUGGCAGUGGGCAUGCAGACUGGGGUUUUUCAGGUUUUUGAAUUUUUGGAUUCAGUCUCCUAGACUCAUUCAGGUUUUAUAUAUGUUUGGGUUUAGUUGGUAAUACUCCGGGUUCAGGUACGUUUUAUGACUCUACUUAAGACUCAUUUUUGAUCUAAACUCGUUUCGGAUUUGGUUAAUGAUACUUUGGACUAAAAUAAACAUGAAUUGAGUUACUUACCCAUUUCAAGUAC
Brassica napus (rape) is the source of this 6423-nucleotide messenger RNA. RefSeq names its product heavy metal-associated isoprenylated plant protein 19-like. Bases 5601 to 6014 code for a protein of 137 amino acids. The transcript has 3 exons. The record is from RefSeq and is a predicted model, not a curated record. Lineage: Eukaryota; Viridiplantae; Streptophyta; Magnoliopsida; Brassicales; Brassicaceae. Gene Ontology annotation, molecular function: metal ion binding.